UACUUACGGUUUAACUUGACUGCUGAGAAAUCAGAUCCUGAAGUUGCGUUGUGUGAAUGGACUAGCGGGGAUGUGGUCGGUUUAAAACCCCAAAUAUUGUGACACCGUAUUCCCGUAAACCGAUAACAACCGGACAGGGUGCUGCUUCAGAAGACGUAGCAGGGUGGACGAGGUCAUUUCGCUGACGACUUGAUACUUUUUUGGAGGCCCGGGGGGGAAAAACAUUUAAGCUAACGAUAAGUAGCCACCAUGUCGUGGGAAGAAAUACCUUGUUUUCUGGCCUCGCCUCUGUUCUCGGCUCUGCCCCGUUUCUCUGCUCUCUGAUCCCACCGGACAAAACAAGCAGAGGUAACUUUCGUACUCAGCUGUCAAUGCAGCUAACACUCAGCUAGCCUCAUAAAUUAGUCAACACCGUCGGUUUUACUCGAGCUUAACGUUACUAGCCUCCGAGCCAUGGCGGACAGCUUUGGAGAGCCGUCAAGCGGCGGUGCCCUUGGCUUAGGCGUCACCGGACAGGGAAGCGGAGCUCCGCUGUUGCCGACUUUGGCCAACUCUCUGCCGGUAGGACACUCGUCAGCCAGCGGUUCUCACUCCGGCGCUAACCCGGCCUCCCCUCCACCCGCAGCGGCCGCGCAGAGUGGCCUAACCGCCGUGGUGGCCUCUAUGUCCGCCGUCACUGCUACCCCAGCUGUUUUUGGGAACACAUUCACGCCCGGCUCCUCACCGCCCGUCGUGGCCGUGUCUCCGACCGUACAUACCUCCUCACCUCUCCCCGGUGUUGGACUAGGGGUCGGCGGGGUGGCCGGAGUGGUAGGAGCGGGCCUCCUGUCCCAAAUCCACGCCACUUCCUGGGACCCGACCCUGAGUACGGACUGGGACAACGAGAAGGCUUCACAGCAAUGCAUCCUGAGGAUAAAGAGGGAUAUCAUGUCCAUCUACAAGGAACCUCCACCAGGCAUGUUUGUCGUCCCUGAUCCUCAAGACAUGACCAAGAUCCACGCCCUGAUCACAGGGCCAUUCGACACACCGUACGAGGGAGGCUUCUUCCUCUUCCUGUUCCGCUGCCCCCCCGACUACCCCAUCCAUCCACCGCGGGUCAAGCUUAUCACCACCGGACACAACACUGUCCGCUUCAACCCCAACUUUUACCGCAACGGCAAGGUGUGCCUCAGCAUCCUGGGGACAUGGACAGGCCCAGCAUGGAGUCCAGCUCAGAGUAUUUCAUCUGUCCUCAUCUCCAUCCAGUCUCUGAUGACAGAGAACCCUUAUCACAAUGAACCUGGAUUCGAACAGGAGCGCCACCCAGGGGACAGUAAGAACUACAACGAGUGCAUCCGCCACGAAACCAUGAGGGUGGCUGUGUGCGACAUGCUGGAGGGUAAAGUCCCCUGUCCCGAGGCUCUGUGGAGUGUGAUGGAAAAGUCCUUCCUAGAAUACUAUGAUUUCUACGAGGGAGUCUGUAAAGAGAGACUGCACCUACAGGGACAGAACAUGCAGGACCCAUUUGGCGAGAAGCGCGGUCGUUUUGACUACCAGGGCCUGCUGGCUCGCCUCAGUGCCACCCACAGGCGAAUAAGGGAGAAAAGCCUGGCAGAGGACGAGCACAACAAUGACGAUUCAGACUCAGACACCAGCUCUUCUGGGACAGACCCUGACAGCCAGGGCAGCUCCCAGCCAUGACUGCGCUGGAUUUAAAGCCAGGCCAAGAACUAAAGACAAAGGGACCUUUUUUUGUUUUGUGUGCAGUGGAGGAACAAAAUCACAGAAGAGAAUGCAACACCUACGCUAAAGUGAGUCCAGGGUUCAGGAUUGGAAUCAAGCUUCUGUUGUACGGAUGUUGCAGAGAGGGAGAAGAAAUGGUAGCGGUCUCUUGGCGAUGAGAAAUAAGCACCGUCCACUAGUCAAAUGCUGGUAAAUUUGGCCUGGAGUGGUGUAUUUGUGCUACUUUCGUAGCUAACCAGCUGUUAUUUUUGAUGCUGUCAGAUUGAUUCUAAAACCCAAGUUGACUGCCCGAAUGCCUGUUAGAUUUUGAGAUUAACCAGCCACUGUUGCUUGUGGAUAUAAAAGGUUAGUUUCGUGGCUAUAGAACGCACUGUAGGAAUGGACAAAAAGCCCACAAGCUUUCACAAUCUGGUCAUGCUUUGAAAUCGAGACAGGUUUGGACCAAAAGAAGGGACAGUCAGGGCCUGAGUUGGCUGUAGCAGCAGAAGGUGAUGGCGUUCAUCAGGCUCUCCUUCAUCAAUUCAAGAGGGGAGGAAGGAAAGACAAACCUUUUUAUCAAUGGAAGGUAGUUUGAGAUAGUGACUGUUUGGCAAGGAUUUGCUAGUCACGUGCCUUGUCUCCUCCGGCCAGGGUGAAGCCACGCCGCAGCUCUUUCAGACUGGACUUCAGCCGCCUGUACAGCCAGGCCACAAAAAACAACAGCAGCUCGCGAUUCUAAAUGAUUCCAGUGUAUUAUACAAAAGGUUCUGCUUAACUUUCACUUCUAAUAGUGCUAUUGAAAUCUGUUUACCAGAUAAGAAGCCAUUAGAGAAAUGUCAGUUUCAUUGACAUCCACCUUUAUACCCUUUUGUUAUGCUGUUUCUCAUUGUUGUGCUGAAACUAAUGCUAAUUUGCAGUGUGUUGUAGGGUACAUUGUUUAUUUGGAAAACCCUGCUGUUCUUUGGGUUGCUGGCUCUCGUGAUUAAGAUACAAACCAAACCAUCUGAUGCUUUAGCUCGAUUCGCCCAGGCCCUGGGGACCUGAUGGAGGCAAGCAUACAUAACUUUCCAUGUGUUCAUACUGCAAGUAACUCAGUGACUCCGUUCUGACUGAAUAAAGGGCCAGAGCAAAGGCUUUGGUUUUAUCUGUACAGAGGUGACGCAGAAGGCAAAUCAAGCUGUUUCACGGCUUGGAUUUGCUCUCUACAUAUUUUAUUUAACAUUUAAAAUUGGCAUUUGUUAACAUGCAUCUGAAAAAAGGGUCUAUUGUCAAGGUAUUCCAAACUCUAUUUUGAAAUACUGCUAAACCAAACCACAAAACAAAAAUCUGUAUCAGGGGAUAUGGCUUAUAUAUAAUUGUAGUUGGCAACAAAAAUCAGGGCAUUUAUAUUUUUCAGUCCGUUUUAGUAGAAACCAAACAAACUCAUUCAUCAACGACACAUUUCCAAAAUGAAUCAACUUGUGGACAGCGUUGCUUGCAGUCUGAACACAGUGAGAGAUGUUCUCUAGGAAAAGAAAAGAAGCAAGCAGAGUAUGUGGGGGCUUUCUGAGCAGUGGAAACCCUCCAAAAGGAAACGUUACAGACUUUAAGUCAAUCUCAAUACUCACAUGCCUGUUGUACAUUGACGCAUUGAUUGUUGUAAUCAUUGCAACGGAGAUCCCUUUCUAGCUUGACUCAACUGUAAGGCUUGACAGUCCUUGUUCCAGUUCAAGUUAUACAAAGCGGAGAGCCACCGAUCUGACUUUAUUCACUGACCCCUGAAGCCUCGUAUAAGCUUCAGAUUGACUUUUAUGCGAUGUUAGGAAGGGAUCUCUUCACAGUUCGUAUGGAGAGGAGGAAUGAUUAUACUCUUUCAAUGCAUGCACAGGAUGUGAGUUUUGUAUUGUGAUAGAGUUGAACCUAUGUUUUCAAGGAACAGUUUUAUAUUUUGCGAAAUACACUCAUCGGCUUAUUUGUUGAAUAAGAAGAUUGAUGUCACUCUUAUGUCACAUGGUCACAUGUACAGGUAAUACGAAGGUACAGCUAGCAGUUGGUUAGCUGGAGCUUAGCUCCGUCCAAAGGUUACAAAAUCCACAUACCACACCCUGUGAUGAUUCACAUUACAUCUUGUUUGUUUUAUGGGUACAAAGUCAAAAUGUAAAAAUGAUAAUUGGCCAUUUUACAGGGAGAUCACAAUCCCCUUUAACACCAUAAAAGGUUUUUACACUUUGUUUUUUAUUCAGAUGAAACAUUGAAACGUAGAAAGUGUUAGCGAGCUUUGGAGGUGCUGCUGGGAGGAUUUUGAUACCUUUGGACAGAGCUAGUCGAGCUGUUUGCCCCUGUUUCCAAUCUCUGUGCUAAACUCAGCUAACUUGCUGAUGGCUGUAACUUCAUAUUGAAUAGACAUGACAUCUGUACCAAAAUGUUGAACUGCUCCUUUAAAUCCAAAAGUAUCAGCAUACCGCCCCUCUAAUACUCUACCCAAGAUGCUUUCCAACAUGGUGAGGCAAGGUGUCUUUGUAUUUCCUUUCUGCCUUCCAUUGUCCUCCAGUGUCUGCCUUUAGUGCUCUCUUCAGCCACAUUGAUGAAGAGAGAAGUUUGCCUCUGCUGUUAGUGUUUUUGUCCAAACCCUGGUCCACUGGCAAGGGUUCAGUCGCUAACGAUUCAAAUGGGAUCACUAAUAUAGGGCAUUCCUUUUUAUUUGUUUUAUUAUGUUAUAGAAUGGUUAUAUGAGAAGCAGCUCCUAGCAGAAUAUAUGUGAUUGCCAAAAUGUUUGAUUGCAACACGCUUCCUGAAGUAAAGAAAUCAUAUCCCUGUUUGGUUGUGUUGUGUUGUGCUUAAAGCAGGGUUCUUCUGUGGCUCUAUAAAGGAUUCCUGGCAGAAGUGAUUAUUUCCAGGUCUUAAAAAUGUUGGUAUUGUACAGAGGUUCUGGAAAAGAAUAAAAUGUUGUUCAGUCCUGAA
Larimichthys crocea (large yellow croaker) is the source of this 4641-nucleotide messenger RNA. It is a transcript of the gene ube2z, whose product is annotated as ubiquitin-conjugating enzyme E2Z. Lineage: Eukaryota; Metazoa; Chordata; Actinopteri; Sciaenidae. The coding region runs from base 454 to 1680 and encodes 408 amino acids. Gene Ontology annotation, cellular component: nucleus. Gene Ontology annotation, molecular function: cysteine-type endopeptidase inhibitor activity. The record is from RefSeq and is a predicted model, not a curated record. The transcript is spliced from 7 exons. Gene Ontology annotation, biological process: negative regulation of apoptotic process.